CCGAAUCAGCAGAGCUAGCGCACAGCGCAGCAGACUGCUACUCAUGCUCUCCGCGCGCGUCGUCACUCGUCAGUGCGCCGAUGGACGACGUCCGAGCGAAACGCUAUAAUCAGCGAUGACAACGACAGCAGCAGCAGCAGUUCCUCUACUCCUCCCAGUCUAAAUUGAAUAUUGUCUACAGUUCGGCCUUCAGCUGGAAAUUUGUCCCCAGCCGUCUUGGAAAAAUGCAGAUAAACUCAGGCUGACGUAUAUAGAAUACUGCACGCGAAGCGAUAAAAGCCAAUAGCUACCUGAUCAGGUGUUAUAACUAUUGCACACUGGCGGAGGAACUGGGAGGAGCGCGUAAUUCGGCUGUUGUAUAGUGUGUAUAUAGUGAAAGUCGUGCAGCUCUCGGCCCCGGAAUUCGACGCAAAGGCCGCGGAGUUUUUCCAUGCAAGGAUCGGGAGCAUCGUAAGGCAUGGAGGACUACAAAUUUCUUUUCAAAGUUGUACUCGUCGGCAACGCCGGCGUUGGCAAGACCUGCCUCGUACGCAGGUUCACGCAGGGUCUGUUCCCACCAGGUCAAGGAGCAACAAUUGGUGUAGAUUUUAUGAUAAAAACUGUUGAAGUUGAGAAUGAGAAAGUUAAGUUGCAAAUUUGGGAUACUGCAGGUCAAGAGAGAUUUCGGUCUAUAACUCAAAGUUACUAUCGUUCUGCUCAUGCGUUAAUACUUGUGUAUGAUAUCUCAUGCCAACCAACCUUUGACUGCUUGCCAGAUUGGCUUAGGGAAAUUGAGGAGUACGCGAGUAAUAAAGUUUUGAGGAUACUAGUGGGGAAUAAAAUAGACAGAGAAGACAGAGAAAUUCCUACUCAUGUUGGAGAAGAUUUUGCACAGCGGCAUGGCAUGUACUUUUUAGAAACAUCAGCAAAAGAAGCUGAGAAUGUUGAGAGAUUGUUUAUGGAGAUCGCAGCUGAAUUAAUGGAGCAAGCACGAUGCAAAGAAUUGCCUAGAUAUGAGCAGAAUGCAACAUCUAUAAACGGCAAAACUACGACCAUAGGUGAUUCUAGCAAUUGCGGCUGCAGUCGACUAUCCUAAUUAGUAAAUUUUCCAUUUUUUAACAAAGUUUAAGAUUAAGAAAUACAAAAGAAUGACGAAUAACUCAAAAUAUUCGUUUAUCAAACGAAAUUGUCAAUGUAUGAAUGCAUGUAUGAAUGGAGGAAAAGACUCGAAAAUCGUUCGUUUUGUGAUCAAUCAAUGCGUUGCGUUUGUGAGUUUUGUUGCUCUGCGUAUAAGAAAUCGUAUUGCUUACAAUUAUACAGCAUCUAAUUGAGGGAAGUUAUAUUUUAAGAUUGUUUUUUAAAUUCCAGUUAUUUUUUUAAAAAAGGUAUUUAUAUUACAUUUAGGGGAUUAUCUUUAGACAUCAGCGGUUUUUUAUUUACAAUUUUUGUAUUUAUGUAAAUGCACCUUCCUAAAAUGUUGAUUUUGUGAUGUUUUUUUAUUGGUACUCAAAAUAUAGUCAAUUAUAUAGGAUGUUAAAAGUUCAUUAUAAUUGAAAUUUUGAAUUUUAAAAUCUCUAAGCAUUGUGGGAAGCGACGAUCCGUUUUCCUCGGUAUUGCGUUACAUUUAAUAUCAAUUCACAACUUAGUUAGUGAAUUGUGUAGCUCUAAUUUAUUGAAAAUAGUCAAUUAAGUGUUUCUCAUUGUUUAAGAAUUAAAUUGCGUUCUAGGAUCACUCUAGUCCGUGCGAAGAUACAGUGGCAGAUGUUUUCUGCAAAUCGCUUGCAUUUUGGUGUUGGCUUUUAAAUUAAGUUGUUCAUACAUUUUUUAGUUUUUCUUAAUAAUUUAUUAAUUAUUACUGUUAAACAGUGAUAUAGUUUGUUCUGAUUCCAAAAACACUAUAAAUUCAAUGUGAUUAAUAUUAAUUUAAAAAGACAUUUCUUUUAUUAACAUCACAAAUUUUUACGCAUUUUUCAAGUAUUCACCACGUGUAUUAUUAUGUACAAAGAGGAAAGUUGUUUAGUUUUAAGUGUUUUAAUUAGGGAUAAUUAAGCUUCGGAUACUAUACUAUUACGUAUUAUUAAAAGAAAUAGUAUUUUCACCGUUUUAUAAAAUAUAGAAAGAAGUGAAAGAACUUUUCAUAUACAGACUAUAAAAACUAAACAUAUCAAUUCACUGCAAAAUACUUGUAAAUUCAUUUACUAUCAAUUAUCAACGAAUCCAGCGUAAUAGCGAUCUGUAAAAAUGUAUACCACUAAAUCUCAUCCAUUUAUCGAAAAACCUAUGGAAAUUUUCCGUUUUAAAAACAGCGCUUUUUUACAUUAGCUUUUUUAUCACUGUGACCCUUUUUAUUAUAAAAAAAAAAAAUGGCACCCAUGGCAUUAAGGAAUUUGUUAUAUGACAAGUGAAAGAAAUUGACGAAGCUGAAUUGAAGUUAGACAUUUCAAUCGAAAUCAAUAAUGCAAAUAAAAAUUACGUGAAACACAACA
Messenger RNA from Nasonia vitripennis (jewel wasp), 2465 nucleotides. Its product is annotated as ras-related protein Rab-30. Gene Ontology annotation, cellular component: trans-Golgi network. The coding region runs from base 458 to 1075 and encodes 205 amino acids. The record is from RefSeq and is a predicted model, not a curated record. Gene Ontology annotation, molecular function: GTP binding; GTPase activity. The transcript is spliced from 4 exons. Lineage: Eukaryota; Metazoa; Arthropoda; Insecta; Hymenoptera; Pteromalidae.